UAUUGUCUUAGAUCGGAGUUUUCCUGAAAACAUUGUGUAGCUGGUUGGAAUGUUUAAUUAUUUCUUUCAGAAGCAGAUUUUUUUAAAUUGUUUUUUCCUUUGCCGCUUGUAUUCUUUUGACGCAGUAACAUUAACACGUUUAUAUGUGAGACCUAUAGAGCAGGUUUUUUAUCUUUUUGUCAAAUUAAGCUUUUACAUCCUUUCUCAGUUUUUAUACAGAAAUACAGCCUCACGACGGCUGUGUCUCAAAAUAAGAGUCCAUAGAAGCCUCGGGAAACCAGGUUGGGUUUGCAGAGUUAUUUUGGACAACAAUAACUUUGCGUUAAUUAAGGCGGAAAAUAUUCUAAAUAUUUUUAGGUUUAGAACUCUCAACAAAAGAAGAAGAGCUGGAGAACAUAUUUAUUAAAUACGGCUGCAUUAUUGAAACAAAAAUUAUUCGUGAUGCAAUGACGAAAGAAAACAAAGGGUAUGGCUUUAUUACAUUCGAUAGUCAACAGGUGGCUGAAUACGUCAUAGCGUCCUGCAAGUCAGUAAAGUUAGGGAACGCUGAGAUCACAGUGGGACCUGCUAAAAUAAAAAGACGUAAACCUGACUCAAGAAUCCUAAAGAAUUGCUAUAAUGGUAGCCCAGUUGUGUACACAGUUUCCAAUGAUGGUUUAUUUUCGUUUCAUCAAGCUGUACAUUUGCCUUAUCCUGUUUAUGGGACAGGAUUUCCGCCAUGUUACAAGCCUCCGUUUGGUGAUCAGUUUUUACCUUAUAGUCAAGGAUUCGCACAUUCAGAUGUUGAAAAUUCCAAAAAUGGAGGCUGCAUACCAAAAGAUUUUCAUCUUGAUCAAUCCGUGAGUAGAAUGUUUAUAAGUUCUGAUAGUGGAAGAAACCAUGGAUGCGGUAUGCUUCAACCCAACCCUCCGUACCCUUCUCACGAACGAGUGUAUAACGAAAACAACUCGCAUAUUCCCAACUGCACCAAUCAGGGUGAAUACUUCCCUAAGUUUACCAACAUUGCUGCAAUUAAUAAUUUCUACAACACAAACACCACGUGCCAUGUCGAGAAUCCCUACGAUGGCAACUGCAGAAAAGUGGAUGUUAAAUUUUUUAACCGAGAUUAUCCAGUCUAUACACCAAACAAAUCAAUUUACUGCGUUCCGGUCUCGUCAGGUCACGUGCUCAAUGAAAUGGGGAAAAAAUCGAAUGUGUUAAAUGAUGGAAUUCCGACGAGUACAAGCUCAAAUCAACAACAUGUCGGAUCAAAAGACGUCUGCGAAAAAAUAAACAAUACACCAGUGACAAAAGCGCCGGAUAAUUACAUGAAGUCAUUGAAGGUACAUUUUUUAUUUACCUACUGCUUGGGGUUUUUACUUUUAUGAUAAACCUUGACAUGAAAACAGUUUUAAGACAUAUGUGACGAAAUCUUAAGAUGGUGACGAAAAAUAGAAUGAUAAAAAUUAGGGUCAACGAAAAAUAUGGUGUCGAGGGAACAAAUUCUCACAGUUGUUGAGCAUUUUUAUUAACUUAUUAUUUUGGUAAGAGCGUGACAUAUAUGUUAUUUAGAUAUCUUGGAACCUCGUACCCAGGACUUUUAUACGCCCAAGAUAGUCUAAUAUAAAAACUAUGACGUCACGCUGCAGUUUUUUUGACCAAUAAGAAUUAUGUUUUUGAUAAUUUCAGAACGUCCCAAAACUUUCGAUAUUUUGAAUAAGGGUUUCCAUAAAAUACUUUAUAUCCUAGAUGAUAACAUGGAAACGUGGAUCUGUUUUCUUUAAAUUUUUAGAGCCAAAAGUUUGUUUUCAUGUCAACUGGUCUGGGAAAAGUAAAAAGAGUGGUCGUCCAUUCGUAGUAAAGGAGGAGAGUGAUCGCCUAUUCGCUGCUGAGGAAAUGAGAUGUCGUUUUCACAUGAGUAAACUCUAUUCCCAGAAAAACAUUUAAAAAAACAAACAAAAAAGAAGAAGAAAUGGAGAAAAAAAUAGAAAUGUUUUGAUUUUAUAUAAGAAAUAAAGUAUUUAUGUAUUUAACCAUGGUUUCUUUCUUUUGGAUUACUAUGAGUAUGGACGUCUUUGAAAUUACGGCGCUUUCUAGUUUAAGGAAGGGUUAGACCAGAAAACAUAAAAGAUAUCCUAGCGACGAGAUUAACAUCAAGAAACAUUCUAGUUCGCUCUCCAAAUUGUUGAGUAUGGUUUCGCUCCAGUAUAAAGCGUGUCGAUUGAAUAGGUAACAUUUUGAAGCUUGCUUGAGGUUUGGACUUAUAAAAUGUGUCAAAUUCGUCAGAAAAGUCAGCAAUACCGGCCGUUUGAUGAAAGAACCUGGUCUUUUGUAUAAAGAUCUUUUGAAAAUUACUUUGUGUGAACUAGAAGGAUGCUUAAGUUCUUUUUUGGAAACAACAUUAUAGAGAAGAGGCGUUAAUUGAAACUUGCAGACUCUCUUGUUUGUCAAACUAUAAAACAGUUUUUUAAGAAAGAAGCAGAACAUUUUAUUUGUAGGGAGUGAUUUGCUCUUUCGUUUCGACCAACAGAAUCGCAAAGAAAGCAAUUGAAAGCGUGUUCAGUUGGAUCUUGAAUGUUGAGAGAGCCCAUGGGUCUGGUAAUUUACGUCAUCAUUCUUCUCUAACUAGUUCGUACAGGUGAGCAAGAUGUCAUUCUAGAAUGAUGGUUGUGUCCAUAGGUGAUUUCAUGUACCAACCUUGCUCCCAGCGCCUUUUAAUUUUUGAUUGUCUCAAUGACCUGACAAAAAAUAGGCACUGGGAAUGAGGUUGUUCACGUACGAUUUUCUGGUUAAGUUGAUUUACUAAGUAAUUUAUUAUCAAAAUUUUUGUUUAUUAAUAUUCAACUGCUACAAUCUUGCCAGAAAUUUCUGUGGAAUUAUAUAUUACUAGUCGUUAGCCCGUGGAAAAAUCCACGGGUUUGCCCGUCGCAGCUAAGCUACCAUUUUGAGUGACAGACAGACGGACAGACGUAUACGGGCAAUACAAUAUAGAUUGGAAAUCGAAUAGAGUGUCAGAUUAUAAAACAACUUUAGGGGAGGAAUGAAUAAUACAGAAAAAAUAUUGCAAAAGAAUAGAAUGCGGAAAUAAUGAUUGCGAAUUUGCCUCGUAUUUAAAACUCAUUGGCAUAAUUAUUUGAAUCAAAAGACUCCAUGACCCCCCUGUAACGUUAUCAGGAGAAUAAUUUGCGGAAAUCCACUUAGGAAAAAGACGAUAGUUAUGACUGUUUUAACAUACUCUAUUCUAUCAUCUGUAGUUCAAACUAGACUUUUCACUGUUCUUUGUAAAUCGCAUCCGCUUUGUAAAUCCUAGUCUUACUAUUUGAAAUUACAUAGCUAAUAUCUAUCACUUUUUCUUAAUGUUUUCUUGAUAAACCAAGAAGUCUUAAGAACUGGGUCAAUAUUAUUUAACAUUGUUAUUGUUUUCCGCUGUUAUGUAAAUUUCGUUUCCUGUGGUUUUCGCGGUAGUCACGUACCAAAAAGAAAAAAAAAUCGUUAACCUCGUUCCCAGGGUUCUUUCUUCGUUUUUUGAUAUUGGGAUGAUAGUGGUGACGAGGUUGUGUCCGUCGUCAAUUAAGUAAACGUGUACGGCUGCAUUGCGAAAAAUCUUCGUGGCUGCUUCAUGGUUUAAUGACGUUCUCCUGUGAAUUGAGGAGAUUAAGGACUAUGGGCAAUAUCUUCUAUUCUUAUAAAUUUAUAAUAUUUUCUGUGACGACGUCACUGCUUUUUUGAAAUUAUACAAAUUCAUGUGGAUUCAAGAAAGAUCACGCAUAAGUUGAUUUUUUAAAUUUGGUUCACUUUUAAGAAGAGAAAUAGAAGCCCUCCAUGCAGAGUUUCUUAGUAGCACUUAGCACUAUUACCUGUCAUCUAGCUAUAAAGUUCAAUCAAAGCAGAUAAGAAUGAAAAUGUGUUUAGGCUAUAUUUCUAACAAGACCGUUUUUUCCAAGAUUUAGUGUAGGGUUGUUUCUUAGGCUUGUUACUUGUUUUCUUAUAAGAAGUAAGGCCUAGAUUAGACGCUUCAUU
This is a messenger RNA of Hydractinia symbiolongicarpus, 3999 nucleotides long. RefSeq lists its product as uncharacterized. The transcript has 3 exons. Lineage: Eukaryota; Metazoa; Cnidaria; Hydrozoa; Anthoathecata; Hydractiniidae. The coding region runs from base 447 to 1367 and encodes 306 amino acids. Gene Ontology annotation, molecular function: nucleic acid binding. The record is from RefSeq and is a predicted model, not a curated record.